This is a messenger RNA of Melanotaenia boesemani (Boeseman's rainbowfish), 1656 nucleotides long. Its product is annotated as neural Wiskott-Aldrich syndrome protein. Bases 630 to 1490 code for a protein of 286 amino acids. NCBI's taxonomy places the organism in Eukaryota, Metazoa, Chordata, Actinopteri, Atheriniformes, Melanotaeniidae. The transcript has 8 exons. Gene Ontology annotation, biological process: actin filament organization. The record is from RefSeq and is a predicted model, not a curated record.
UGGUGCCACAAAUAUAGUAGCUGCCAUUAAUGUGGCACAUAGUUAUUCGGGGCUCAUUAAAGACCACAAGAUAAAACCUCUCUCAUUUACAUUCGCUAUAGAUAGACAAAUAAAUCCUUCCACAAUUGUGCAUAAAUGUGAACACUUAAAUGCACCACAGUUCCCUGGUCAGCACCAGUUCUAGACAGUGCUGACCAGAGAAAGGAUAUUCACAUCAGACAGCAUUGCUGCUGUGGUUGGUACCAGUGGAGGGAGCUCUAAACACAUGAUUGUAUUCCAGUGAUUUAUAAUUGCAGUGUUCUUUACAAAAACUCUUUGUUGAAAACGCUGUUAUAGAUUUCUAUAAAAUAAAUGAAUCUUGAAAAUAAUCUUAAAUAACAGCAGUGGUGGAACAUUAAACUCAGUAUGUCUUCUUCCCUUCUGGUUCCUGUAUCACUUAAUGUGAUGUACAUCCCAGCUCAUUUGGUUACUGUACUCAGCUUUCAUGAUGUGCAUGAAUUUGCAUGAUUUGGCGCCGUACUGGAUACAUAACCACUGAAACCUGUCACAAGGAUUUAAAAAGAUUUGUGGGACAGAGUAAGAAAGGAUGCAGGGACAAGGUGUGGACAGCUGAAUUUAGUUGAACCCAAAUGAUGGCAUCCAGUCUGAUCCCUGGCUGUCAGGUAAUAAGUGAUCUCCUGACAAUCCGUGAGAAAGGAGUCCUCAUCACUGUGCUGGAGCCUCGCUGUACGCUAAUCAAAAGUACCGUAGCACAAAUACUGCAGACCAAAGUUGCCCAGGGUGAGAGUCCAAGCUGGCAUUGUUUAGACUGUGGAGUGGUGUGUCUCAUUGAAGACGAAUCCAUUGGCUCCUACUUUCUCCGUCUCUACUGUGUCAAGCGAGCCAAGUUAUUAUGGGAGCAGGAAAUAUAUAUUCCAUUUAAGUACACUGCAAGUCGGCCUUACUUUCACACUUUCCCUGCAGAAGUCUGCCAGGUUGGCCUCAACUUUGCAAAUGAGGAUGAAGCAGAAGAAUUUCAUCAUGCAGUCAAGACUGUUUGUGACAAGAUGACCAACAUGGUUGACAUGACAACAGUGGAAACAGUGAGCAGUUCGUCAAGUGACAAACCUCCUUCAGGAAAUGAAUCCAUAGAAAAAAUGAAUGAAGAGAAAGAUUCCACUGUGAAUGCACCGUCAAUCCUAUCUUCUCCAUCUACAAGUUCUUUUAAAGAGCUCGACCCUACUAUGAGGAGGUUAUUGAUCCAAGCAAAACUCAGCAAGGAAGACCUAAAGGAGAAAAACGUUGCAGAGGCUGUUGACUGCAUCAUCAACAAGUUUGGAGGACUGAAGGCUGUGCAGAGAGAGCUGAGGACAAGUGGAGCAAUUUCUCAGACAUUGCCAAGAGCUACAGGGACAUCCAUCGCUCUCGCUUUGCAGAAGAGAACUUUGGAAAGAGUCCCCUCCAUCUCAAGCUGCACCUUUAAAAAUCCUGGAGAUGCUGGAAAACCAUGAAAAAUUAGCAACAUGUCUAUGAUUCUCAUAACAAGGCACAAGGUCAUGUUAUGAGGACCCUGUGGGAAAAGCUCUCAGCAGGGCUGAUCUCUCUCAUCUUUGUGCAUUACAUUUGUAACCUGUCACCUCCAAGUCUUUAUUAAGUGCAACACAAAUAAAAACUGUU